GGAUUACAGUCGUUGUUUCUGUGGCAAACCAGAAUAACACACGUUUCACAAUGGCUGAUCCAAUAAAGGGCUUAGCUGCAUUUAUUCUGUUGAAUUUUGUACAUUUGACGGUGGCCCAACAACUGUGUACCAAAAUUGAUUUUGAUCGUACGGUUCUUCCAGAAUUUCGUGAGUGUACAGAUCAACGAUUGCCAGCACUUUACAUAACAGAUUAUGCGUCGCAUCGUGAAGUUCCACCGUAUCGACCAGCUUCACCAUACUAUCUUUCGAAUAGUUAUUUUGGUCUUUCGUGCAUUGAAUCGGUCAUAGUUUUGGCAUUUGAUAAGUACACUUCUAUCGAGGCUGCGAUUUAUCUAAAGUCUUUGGGAAGUGCAUUUGUUGAGAUUAACGUUUAUGACGCAACUCAUAUAAAUUCGCUUGUGAAAUCAUUUCGCAGUGAUGGCACACAAAAUUGGUCCAUUCUUCGUGGUAGCGUUGACAGAAAUAUUUCAAACGCUCGAGUCGAAAUAAAAGCUUAUACGGAUUUGCAAACCGUACUCGCCAUUCAGUUUCUACAUAUUCUUAAUUCAGCUAUCGAUUGGUCUGAAUGUAAAAGCACGACUCAACCACUAACCACAAGACCGCCUCCCAUUACAUCACCAUUGCCACCCGUUACAUCAACUGGACCGCCAGCUAAGAAUCCUGAACAGACUUGGUGGUGGGUGAUUUUCGGUGCUUGUGCGCUAGUCGUGGUACUUAUUAUCAUUAUCGUUUGUGUAAUUUGUAUGCUUAACAUGCGCCGAACUCGUUCUCAUGACUGCACAGCCAAAUAGAUAAAAAAAUCCUCUAUAACUCCAAGUUGUAACAAUUUUUAUUUUAUUUUAUUGUUUAUCGCAAAUAAAUUUAGCAUCGAAUUUUA
Molecule: messenger RNA, 898 nt
Organism: Sitodiplosis mosellana (orange wheat blossom midge)
Lineage: Eukaryota; Metazoa; Arthropoda; Insecta; Diptera; Cecidomyiidae
Exons: 2
Coding region: 51-812 (253 amino acids)
Source: RefSeq, a predicted model, not a curated record